GUAAGCGAAUGCAGGUUUUGAGACUUGGGGCUGGUUGGGCUGGGUGGUAUGACCUCAGUUUUGGAGUGGGAAGGCUGUGAGAGGGUGUUAGUAAUGAGGUGUGGGUGUGUCUCGGCCUCGGUUGUCAAAUGUAGAGUGAUCAAUGGUUGAUGGGGGCGGAAUUGUUGAAGGCUUUCUCGUCUCUGGUGUAAAAUUGCUGGGUUGAGGGAGCUGAAGCGGCAUAUUCGAUGUGACGAGCUCAAACCGGUCUGCACCAACUGUCUUACACGUGGGGGAGAGUGCGGUUAUGCUGCUGAAGGAGCCAGGGGUGCAUCUGAUUCCCCUUCGUCGGCAGCUGCAACAAUGCAACCACCUCUGGUAGCGUACCCGAGCUCACCGGCAGAUCCAUUUGAUACAUUGCCCAUCAAAAUGUCAUAUCGGUCGUUGGAGCUGUUCAAUCACUUUGCCAACUAUCGGAUCUUCAGCCGGACGGCUGUACCGAAGAGUGCGAGUUCCCAGUGACACGUUUCGAGCCUGUCUCAUCAUGAGUGCGCUGCACUAUUCCCGAAUCAGUGGCGGCCUGAGGGAGUCCGAGAUGGAAGAGACGUACUUGUACCACAAGCUCGAGGCGAUGAGGACUCUAAACAGCAAAGUUACAGACUUGGAAACGUGCACUAGUGAUGGGUGUCUGAGCUUGAUUGCUGGGUUAGCUUUGGCUGAGGGUGGCAUGGGUGACCAAACUGCCGCCGAGGCACAUAUCAAUGGUCUCUGUACUUUGAUCGACAUGAAGCGCCCCGAGGAAUGGCAGCAUCGGUUCUAUGGGAUGCUUCAAAGAAUCAUUCUGAUGGCUGGCAGUUACGUUGCUGCAUCCAGGGACCCGUUUCUAGAAUCACACGUCAUCGAAACCGACGACAUGACCCUCUGCUAUCCCCAUCCAUAUUUCACCAAACCCACAUCAACCCUAUUAUCAACUGCUCAAGUCAAAGCCACUAGCAUCUCGCCCUUCUAUCUGACCUCCACACCCUGUCUCGAGGCCUGCAAAGCCGAUGUUGAGGGAGAAGUACUAUUCAACGUCCUUGAGCGCCUCACCUCGAGCUGCUUCACGCCAUACAACAACAAUAACAGCGAGACGACUUCACUCCUCCUCUCAGAUGCAGAGUCUUACAUCGCCAGCCUGCUCUUUCAACCGGACCCUUCCUCGACUUCACCAUCCGAAGCUUCAUUUCACAAGGGCCAGCAUCACAAAAAGAGCAAGAGAAAAGGCCACCCAUACAGUCAAGCACCACCAAUCUACUACCCAAACUCAAGCCGUGCCUGGGCCGCAGCCGGUUACCUCUACAUCCAUCUCAUAUUAUCCCCUCUCUGGACCCAAACCCACCAAGAAGAGAGUAUAGACCCCGACCUCCUUUGGCAUCUCCUCAACACCCUGCGAGAAGACAUUACCAAAACCGAAGCAGCCAUGAACAUCGGCGCCUAUAGCCCAGAGCUGUGGAUAUGGGAGGUUGUCAUAGCCGCCUACACCGUCCGUGUGUCUCUCCAACAACAACAACAACAACAACAACAACAACAAGACCCAAUGACGACGAGCUUGGCAAGUGUAGCUGAGGACAUCUUCAGCACUACAUCAUCAAAAGUUUUAUCAACCUCUCAAACAGUCAUCUGGCCUGGCCUCACCUACGCCGAAAGUUUAGUUUCUUCAUCUUCCUCGCAGGAUGGUAGCGGUGCUUCUUCACCCUCUCACGACAAUCCUGACCAACCGCACACUUAUAUUCCGCCUGUGUCACCUCCACCAAAAGAUCACCUCCAUUCCCUCAAGGUGUUCUUCCGUCAGAAGAUCGCCGUAUGGAGCCAGACAAUCAGGGUUGCGGAUUGGGAAGGGACCAGGCAAAUGCUGACUAGAAUCGUGUGGCCCAAUCAAAGCGCCGGCCAACUCACAAGUUAUUCUGAAAGGCUAGAUACGGUCAUGAAGACAAUUUGGUACGAGGCCUGUCUUUGGUUGCAAUGAGAUGUUCCCGUUGUAAACCACGAGCUUGACGUCAAGCACGCAAUGUUUGGUACCCCUGAAUCACAAUACAGGGUUUCAAUGGUCACGUUUGGAACCGCGUGCUUCUGAGGACAACCAAACCAUCUAGGAGAACGGGUACGGUCGAGGAAUUCUUUUGAUAUGAAGAUGAGAAUUCUGGUGGGGAGAUAAUGCCGAUUAUGUAUAUAAUUGCACCAAAAGCCUGCUUAAUUUUUGCUUACUUCGGCA
Podospora bellae-mahoneyi is the source of this 2230-nucleotide messenger RNA. RefSeq lists its product as uncharacterized. The coding region runs from base 524 to 1984 and encodes 486 amino acids. The record is from RefSeq and is a predicted model, not a curated record. NCBI's taxonomy places the organism in Eukaryota, Fungi, Ascomycota, Sordariomycetes, Sordariales, Podosporaceae. The transcript has 9 exons.